UAAUUUAAUUUCAAAAAUAUUUAAAGAUACGAACUAGAGAGCAAUAUGAAAAUAAAAGAGAAAUGGGAGUUUCGCGAAAUAUGAUAACGAGAAUGAAAGUUGUCAUGAUUUCGUUGCCAUUCCAUGAAUCAGUUGCUAUGUAUUAGUGGCACAUUGCAUACAGGCGAGAUAUCCCACUCUGCGAGCUCGUUUCCAUUCGAUAAUUCGCGAAUCCGCCGUGAUCCCUGUAACAUCGUACGUUUCGUCGUGGCGCCCACGAAGGCCCAUCACGGUGGAGGGGUAAAUCCGCUAAGCUCACGUGAAACCAAACCCACUACUGGCGGAAGUUGAGAUGGAAGGGACACCGGUCUCAUAUAUGUUCGACCACGCACGCUUCACAACCACUCCGAGCCUGUGACACACGGUCCAAGGCCACGGUUGACGGUCAAGUUCAGAGAGGAAAAAAGAGACAAAGUUCGAGAGGGGGUGACAGACGUGAUAGCCAAUUACUAGGGAAACUAUCGCGCGAUUUUCGUGGUGAUAACGGUGCGCCUUGGUGAGGAUCGACAAAUUUGGUGGAGAAAGCAGGUAACCAUGAGGAUAACCGCGCCGGUUUUCUUGGUCCUCGGACUCGUUCUGCACGUCCAUUGCGCGGUAACGGAGAAGACCAAGCCAAAUGAGGAUGAGACGAGCAUUCUGGAGUGCAUGUUCGCGGACAAUGCUGGAAAUUGCUUCAGGACGAGACUGGCCCGUGACCUGGACCGGAUCGAGUUAGAAGUUACCGGGAAGAACAGCGAGCCUCCGAUGAGUGCGGUGAUCGAACAGGCUGGUAAUAUCGUUGCUGAAUUUGUCGAUGAUCUGCAGAAGAACGACGGGAUCAUUACCGACAAUGCGGAAGAAAUCGUCGAGAAGGAUGGCCAUAUAGAAGAGGCGCGCAAGAAGAAGUUUGGCAAGAAAAAGUUGAAGCAUCUGCAGAAACUUCUGGGACUGGCGAUGCUGCUGAAGACGAAACUCAGCCUGUUGCUGCAGUUGAUAAGCACCCACUUCCAGCUCAAGUUCUUCGUCAUCGCCGUCAUCUCGCUGAUACUGAACGCCGCCAGGUUCUGGAUCGAGAUCAAGAAGAGCCAUCCUGCCAAGGUUAUCUACUACGAGCACGCGCAGCAUCAGCAUCAUUACGAUCACGACGAUCACGGCUACUGGGGAAGAUCGUCGAACGAGACGCCUCAGGAACUCGCGUACCGUGCUUACAUACCCACGGACUGACAUCAGGAUCGGAUAAAUUUAGCCGAGGAGACGAUCACUUUGCGCGAGAGGGAAAUCAAGGAAGAACCGAAAUAAUAACGAAAAUUCCGUCGCAAAAUGAUUACCGUCUCAACAUCCGUGACUUAUUCUUUAAUUAACAGCUUUAGUCCGAAAGUCAGGAAGUAUUUGCGACAUUUGAUAUUUAUAUAGUGUAUAGUAUUUAUUUAUAUAUUUAAUUUAUCGCAUUGUGCGCCGGCAUAUGUUACACGAUCAUCUUGAGUUUCACUUUAAUUGAUGAUGGAUGAUCGGAAAUUUCUCUGACCUCUAAUUAUCAUAUAUAAAAAUAGUAUUCCUUAAUCGCCUUAUAAGUCAUGUACCAAAGUUACUUACGAGUACCUGUUCUAUAUCUCGUCAGAAAGAAAUUUCUUAGGAGAUCAACUAUUUUAAUUAAAAGAACGUGCUAUUACUCGUAUCGUGACUCAACAAACUUAGAAUCUUAGACCUAAGUUUAACGCCUCUCUUUGAAUGUUUAUUAUGAUAAAUACAAUAAUAGUAGAAAAAUUAUACGUUCUUUAAAAAAAAGUUUCUCUGUAGGAGAUAAUGAUAAUUUAUAAUAGCUAUCAAUUAAUUUCUACAACAUGUACUACAUGUAUGUACUAAAUUUUUUGAUAAUAAACUGUACGAGUAUACGAUCCAAGAUGGAAUUCUUUUUAAGACACGAUUGCAGAUGUAUCGACUGAGGAAAGUAAAAAAUUCGUCACGUCGUCGUGGAGAGAAACUUUGGCGGUUCCACGAUGCACGAAUCACACGACCUUCUUUAGUCGCACGAUGGACCAUCCUGAAAUUUUUGUAUUCCUCGUCAUAGCAUGAUGGGCAAUGUGACUGGAAUCCUUAAGAAGCGGCGAUACUUUCAGGGUGGUUACCUUGCUACUGAUCAUUUCAAUGAUAAACGAGAUUUGUGCAACGAUUGCAGCGCAUUGAUAUGCUAUAAACCGUAAAAAGAAGUUUCUUACGAAAGAAACGCGUAUCGGAUCUU
Messenger RNA from Monomorium pharaonis (pharaoh ant), 2257 nucleotides. RefSeq lists its product as uncharacterized. The record is from RefSeq and is a predicted model, not a curated record. Lineage: Eukaryota; Metazoa; Arthropoda; Insecta; Hymenoptera; Formicidae. The coding region runs from base 574 to 1242 and encodes 222 amino acids. The transcript has 2 exons.